AUGGCCGCAACUCUGCCUCCGGAUUCGGGGAGGAAGAGAAAGGAAGUAAGAGAGGUGAAAUCUGACGCCCAUAAGGGAAGAGAAGAAGCAAUCGUGUUGGUAUAUCUAUUGUGUCGAGAGUACAACAUGAAGCGUUUUCUGGUGAAACUGUCAACUGCACAAAUUGCGCCAGCAAACAGCAGGAUUCAGGCUGGUAUUGGCUAUGUAGAUACGUCCAUAGGUACCGGCUACGAUCUCUCUAACUCUAUAUUUUCUCCCGAUGGCAGGAAUUUCCAGGUAUCCUCAGGCCUUCUCCCCGACGGCCGACAUUUCGUAUCCAGAGCUAGAGACGAGGCUGAUAACUGGAGAACUACAUACAAAGGUCCCAUAUCCACACAUGUCCUUGCUAGCAGGUUGGGUGGAUAUGCUCAGGCGUAUACCCUGUACUCCUCCGUGCGGCCUUUUGGUGUCACCUCCAUCAUUGGCGGGUGGGAUUCAGAGCUAGAGCUCCCCGUGGACGGGGAGGUAGGAGCUGGUCCCAAGUCUGGUGCUGGUGGGAAGGUUGCGAGUGCGAAGGCUGGUGGGCCCGGAUUGUAUAUGAUUGAGCCGAGUGGGCUUUACUGGGGCUACUACGGUGCCGCCACAGGUAAGGGCCGCCAAGCUGCCAAAGCUGAGCUGGAGAAACUUGACCUGGCCUCGGGCAACUUCACGCUGCUACAAGGUGUCAAGGAGGCCGCCCGCAUCAUAUAUGUCGCCCACGAGGAUAGCAAGGAUAAGGAUUUUGAGCUGGAAAUGACGUGGAUUAGUGCUAUGGAUGGGCCAACGAAGGGCCGCCAUGAGGAGGUGCCGAAGGCAUUGCUUGAGGAAGCUAUCCGGGAAGCUAAACAGGCUAUGGAGGGGGAUGAUGAGGAUGACGAAGAGGAAAAACAAGGGGAGGACGAAGGGGAUAAGAUGGAGGAGUAG
Histoplasma capsulatum G186AR is the source of this 942-nucleotide messenger RNA. RefSeq names its product proteasome component C1. The record is from RefSeq and is a predicted model, not a curated record. Lineage: Eukaryota; Fungi; Ascomycota; Eurotiomycetes; Onygenales; Ajellomycetaceae. The transcript has 5 exons. Bases 1 to 942 code for a protein of 313 amino acids. Gene Ontology annotation, cellular component: nucleus; proteasome core complex; proteasome core complex, alpha-subunit complex.